GAGAACCGGGGAGGGCGCGAGGGAAGAUAUUAAUGACACGCCGCCGGGAAUGGAGACGCUCUUGUGAGGAAUAACGCGGAGGAAUAAUCGCGAUGUCCGUUUGUAGUUUCACUUUCACGCGUCACGGGUCUUGCUUUUCCUGCAGCAGCGAAGGCGCUGAAAACCGACAAAAGUCCAAAAACUAACAGCUGAUCUCUUCAUCCCCGCCUGCAACAGAGACUCAGGACUCGUCUUCACUAGAACAUGCAAUAGAGGAACCAGCUGCCCCAUCAUAUUCAUCAUCACUGUGAAGGGUAGAUUCCCUCUGACAUGGCCUCCUCCCCCAGACUGGAUGCUGACCCGUUACCGCUGCUUCAGCUACAGGAGGUGGACUCCAGCAAAUCCUCGGAGAGGCCGAGCUCCCGCGUACUCCUGCCCGCCGUGUACAGCCCUUCUCUGGGCAUGGACAGCCAAACGGUCUGCAUCCCCUCCCCGUACACGGACAAUAGCCACGAGUACAACCACGGCCACGGACCUCUAACCUUCUACAGCCCGUCUGUGCUGAGCUAUGCCAGGCCGGCCAUCACUGACAGCCCGUCAUCUCUGUGCUCCCCUCUUAGCCCAUCAGCCUUCUGGCCCUCCAAUAGCAACCCCAACAUGCCCUCUAUGACUCUGCGCUGCCCUCAGCCUCUCGUCUACAAUGAACCCAGCCCACAUGCACCCUGGCUGGAAGCCAAAACCCACAGCCUGGCCAGCAGCUCCAUCAUCAGCUGUAACAAGCCGCUGGGGAAGAGAUCCGGAGAAGGGUUGGAAGGCGUGAACUCCUCCUUGUGUUCAUCUGCAGCGGGGAAAGCCGACAUGCACUUCUGCGCCGUGUGCCACGACUACGCCUCGGGGUACCACUACGGAGUGUGGUCCUGUGAGGGCUGCAAGGCUUUUUUCAAGAGGAGCAUCCAAGGACACAAUGACUACAUCUGCCCCGCCACAAAUCAAUGCACUAUCGACAAGAACCGACGUAAAAGCUGCCAGGCCUGCCGCCUCCGUAAAUGCUACGAAGUGGGCAUGAUGAAGUGCGGUGUAAGGCGUGAACGCUGCAGCUAUCGAGGAGCCCGACACCGCCGCGGUGGACUCCAGCCUCGGGAUCACUCAGGCAGGGGUUUGGUCCGGGUGGGGCUGGGUUCUCGGGCCCAGCGGCACCUCCACCUAGAGGCACCUCUCGCCCCGCUCGCCCCGCUCCCUCAGGCGAACCAUGCGCACCACUCGGCCAUGAGCCCAGAGGAGUUCAUCUCCCGCAUCAUGGAGGCGGAGCCUCCGGAGAUCUACCUCAUGGAGGACCUGAAGAAGCCCUUCACCCAGGCCAGCAUGAUGAUGUCCCUCACCAACCUGGCAGACAAAGAACUGGUGCUCAUGAUCAGCUGGGCUAAAAAGAUCCCGGGCUUUGUAGAGCUGAGUCUAGCUGACCAGAUCCACCUGCUGAAGUGCUGCUGGCUGGAGAUCCUGAUGUUGGGCCUGAUCUGGAGGUCGGUGGAUCAUCCCGGGAAACUCAUCUUCUCUCCGGACUUCAAACUCAACAGGGAGGAGGGACAGUGUGUGGAGGGCAUCAUGGAGAUUUUCGACAUGCUGCUGGCCGCCACCUCCCGGUUUCGUGAGCUGAAGCUUCAGAGGGAGGAGUACGUCUGUCUGAAGGCCAUGAUCCUCCUCAACUCCAAUCUGUGUACGAGCUCCCCUCAGACGGCUGAGGAGCUGGAGAGCAGGAACAAGCUGCUGCGUCUGCUGGACUCGGUGAUCGAUGCUCUGGUCUGGGCCAUUUCCAAACUGGGCUUGUCGACCCAGCAGCAGACGCUUCGCCUGGGACACCUCACCAUGCUGCUCUCCCACAUCCGCCACGUCAGUAACAAAGGCAUGGACCACCUGUCCACCAUGAAGAGGAAGAACGUGGUGCUGGUGUACGACCUCCUGCUGGAGAUGCUGGACGCCAACACCACCAGCAGCGGCAGUCAACCGUCGUCCUCGCCGAGCUCCGACACUUACUCUGACCAGAACCAGUACGCCCAACCCCCGUCUCACCAGCAGCCGGACGCUGACGGUCCACAUGGACCUCUUGAGGAGCCGGUCCUGGACGGACACCUGCAGGCUCUGCCCGUCCAGUCCUCACCUCCGUUUCAGAGUUCAGGGGUGUCUCACAUGGACAGCAAUGACUACAUCCACCCAGAGCCGUGGUCACUGCACGCAGGAGACGACUGUCCGUCGGUGGAACCGACGGAUUACAUCAUCGCCAAUCGUGGCGUCAUGGAAACGGCCUUAGAGGGGUGACGUGACUGAAAGGGACGAACUGAGACUGAACCUUUCAAAGGCUUUCAUCCCCCCAAAGAUCCAGAGACGGAAACGACAAAAAAGGAUUAAAAAACAAACAGAAAGAGCUGUUCGGAGGUAUUUCUUCCCUCUACUGUUAUUAAGAUGUUUUUAGUCUUUGAAGAAGAAAAAAAAAAUGUUUUUCAUCGAAUGUAUAUUUUGUGUGCGUAAAUAUUUCUUGUGAACGUGCACUACAGCCGGUGUUCAUGGGAACAUCACUGAACCUCUGCCAGUCAGUUUGAGCUCCUUUUUGAUAUACAGUAUUUGUAUCUUUCUUUUUUCACCUCGGUGUAACAUCCGGAACAAGCCGCCUACAGUCUGCAGUGACUUACAGAAAGGUGCAUGUGGUCAACACAGUUCACGCCUAUUUCCAUAACGGUUGUUAGUCGUAUAGCUCAAAAAAAAAAGAAAAAAAGAAAAGGGCAGUGCUUUCUCUCCCACUGGUGUUUUUCUCCUUCACUUCUACCGUGUACUUUGGUAUUUUAAUCGGUGCCUGUUCAUCCAGGUUUUUUUCUACUCUCUUUGUACAAAACUACAAGUUUCAGUGGAGUCAAGAAGCAGCAGUUUGUGGCCUUUUAACAAGAUGACUGUUAACGCGAGCUGUCUUCUCGGUUCAUCUGAUUAAACUAAGGCUGUAUUUACACAAUACGAUGUGGGGCACAGACCUGUUCCCAAAACCUGGUAUCGGCUCAAAGAAAAUGAUUUAACUCGAUACACUUGAGUUACGUAACGGGCUAAACUCUUAAAGGGUUAUUAAAAGUUAUGUAAAUAUAUAUAAAAUUGCUAACUGUACAUAUAUUCCUAACAUGCUAAACAUUACUUUCUAAUUGUAUAGAAAGGCCAAGUCCCUCCCCUUCCAGUGGGACCUUAUUUUGGAAAGAAUAUGUACGGUAUUCAACGGUGAGAGAUAAUAACUUCUUUCAUCCUUUUUGUCAAUUUAAAAGAUCAUUUUGCAAGUCAAAACAGUUGCAGUAAGCUAUUCUCAUUAUGAAUACAUUUGAAGUUUACAUUGAAGUUCAUUUUUGUCUUUGGAGUGCGUUCCAGCUCAGAAAAACUUCUUCACUUCAAGACUUAAGCUAACGUACCAAAUAUUAGCAUAUUACCAUUCUAACUGUAUAUGCUAACAUGCUAAACAUUAGUAUGUUAAC
Molecule: messenger RNA, 3479 nt
Organism: Anarrhichthys ocellatus (wolf-eel)
Lineage: Eukaryota; Metazoa; Chordata; Actinopteri; Perciformes; Anarhichadidae
Gene: esr2b
Product: estrogen receptor 2b
Exons: 10
Coding region: 310-2292 (660 amino acids)
Biological process (GO): estrogen receptor signaling pathway; cellular response to estradiol stimulus; regulation of DNA-templated transcription
Cellular component (GO): nucleus
Molecular function (GO): zinc ion binding; nuclear estrogen receptor activity; sequence-specific DNA binding
Source: RefSeq, a predicted model, not a curated record